AUGGGAAGUGUUUCAUCAAAUCCUAAUGCUGACGAAACUGGCACCAUAAGCAAUCUUCCUAUGCAUCUUAGGAGGAUGGAAUUGAAAUUUGAUAUUACCAAAGAUAUCAAUCCGAACCUUAAAUAACUAUUGCAUUGUAAUGAAAAAUAUUUAUAAUAGGGUCAUUAAUGGAAAUCAGAUAGGUAUAUGAAUAAUUUCAAAGAAGAUCAAAUUCUCCUUUUAUUGAUAAAAACAUUUUUUGUAAAAUUGUACCUUUUAGCAGAUCAAAUGCAAGCUUCAUCUUCGAUUAGUUUUGUGUUGGAAACAAAGUUCUCUCCAUUUAUGAAUUCAUUUGUAUUCUGACAAUCACUGCCUUCACACAAUAUAUCCAUAAAGUUCAUUGUAUUAAUUAAAUUCGAUAUGAUUCCUAGUCUUGUAUAUUGUGUUCGAUCUAGAUUGUAGUGGAAACAUAAGUUUGAAUGAACUACUGAUAAUAUUUAAAUCGAUUAUAUUAGGAUACUGCAAGUUAACAGAAGCUGAAUUGCCAUCUUAUAUCUAAUUGGAGAAGUUCGCAAAAUUGAUGUUUCUCAAAAGUGAUAUCUAAGUAGAUAAUUCAUUAGAACUGAGCGAGUAAUACAAUACAUAACUUUAGGAUAAUAGAGUGGCUAGACAAUAAUCCUACUGGUUUGCAAUUAUUUCAAAUGUAUGAACCAAAGUAAAAGGUACAAGAGCCAUAUGAAGCAUUUCGAUCUUUUCGAGCUUAUACUGAACAAGAGGCUGAGAAUAUGCUAGAAAUGAUAACUAAAUCUAAUAAAAAUGAAUAUUAUAUGAAGAGCCUAAAUGAUUAGGUGGGCAAAAGGAAUAAAUUUAGUUAUAUGGCUAAUACAAAAAGUUAAUAAUAACAAUAGAUUUAUUCUAUCUAAUAAUAAAGAAAUUAAUCUUUACCCAAAAUCUAACCUUAAAAAUAAUUUAAUAUGGAAGAAGAAUUGGAAGAGUUAAACAUCUUAGAAAAAGCAUUAGAUUAACACUAAAAAAAAUAUGAUUUGUCAACAGAGAAGCCAUCUUAAAGUCUGCAUCAUCCUGCUUAAAAUCCUAUUUUAUUAGGUAAAAGAGUAAAAAGCUAAGGUAGGAUAAUGAAAAACAUUAUAAUUACUAAAGGGUGCACAUUAACAAGAAAUGAGAUUUUUAGAGUUAAGAAUUAUUUUGAUUCAUUAUCUGAUAAUAAUAAGGUUAUUGGAGUUAAGGAUUUUACAAAAGCAUUUUAAAAUAAACCUCAUAUGAAAAGAGUAACAGCCAGUUUGUAUAAUUACUUAGAUUCAAAAUAAAAAGGAUUUGUCACAUUCGAUUAAUUAAUGCUGAAGCUUUACCCUUCAUUAACAAAAGUCUAGUUAGAAAUCAUUAACAAUUGGAUUAAAUAAUAUAACGAGGUGUUUUCUAAGAGCUCAAAGGAAAGCAUUGAAUUGGAGGUUCUUAAAAACAAUGAUACAAAGUAAAUUAAGAGAAAGAGAAUAUUACCAAAAAGCAGUAUGAUUAGAAUUAAAUAGAUUUAUGAUUUAAUCGAUCAAGACAACAAAGGAUGUAUAUUUAUAUAAAUAUAUAUAAAUUAGAUAUAUCUUUGGAAGAUCUCAAAAAGACUUUUACUUAUGGUUUUACGGCCAAGGAAGUUGAAGACUUAUUUCGAUUACAUGAUUUAGAUAAAGAUGGGAAAUUAGGAAUGGAAGAUUUUAUCAGAAUUAUUCUUCCACCAGAUUAUGUUAUUGAGGAUGAAGCAGAGGAAUAAUGA
Molecule: messenger RNA, 1762 nt
Organism: Paramecium primaurelia
Lineage: Eukaryota; Ciliophora; Oligohymenophorea; Peniculida; Parameciidae
Source: the annotation of a GenBank genome assembly